Botrytis cinerea B05.10 is the source of this 795-nucleotide messenger RNA. RefSeq lists its product as hypothetical. Lineage: Eukaryota; Fungi; Ascomycota; Leotiomycetes; Helotiales; Sclerotiniaceae. The record is from RefSeq and is a predicted model, not a curated record. Bases 256 to 504 code for a protein of 82 amino acids. The transcript is spliced from 2 exons.
GGAAAUGCAUUUAUUAUUCCAAAGUUUUUGAUUGUGGGUGGGACUGCAGUCUGAAUUAUUGGAUGCUUAUUAGUUGUCUUUCUUUUGUUGGGGUUUCUCUUGGUUAUUAUUACGACUACUACUACUACUACUACUACUACUAUUAUUACUACUACUACUACUACUAUCACCAUAUGUAAGCCGUUCACUUUAUUGAUACUUUUUAUCUUACAAAAUGCUUCGUUUUUGAGCACGAUAAAACAGCUUCUUGAUCUGAUGAGUCUCACAAGCAGACUUAUAAAGUCCGUCGGAUUCCGAUUGUCAAUUCUCGUCGGUCGCAACAAUAGGAGUAGAGCAGCUCACAUAGAAUCGCUCUCUUCAAAGCUCAUCGUUUCCUUGCUCAUGCUCAUGCCAACAAUAUCGUCACCGAGCGUGGAUUCGGUCAUUAUAGCCGUUAGCACCCCCGGUGUACCUAAAUUCUAUGCGAAGGCUUUCGGUACGGAAGAUUCCUGUCCUGAGACUUAGUUUGACUUCGACAAAGACACACUUUUCGUCGACUACGGCAGGGAUCGGAUGUUUGAAAUGCGUUGACAUCCCGAUUCUUUGUGAUGCGAGGAGUUCAAGAAGAUUCGCCGCUGGCGGUAUUAUCCUGGGCACAUCAUGUCGACCUUGAUGAGGUGGAAGAGGAGCAGAGUCCGGAAGGACUGCUUCGCGAUACUCUGAUGGAAUUUCAGAACGUGGAGGUCUUCACGACAUUACAUCGACAUUAUGAAAACAAGCAUUGUUGUGAUCUCCAAUUUCUGGAUGUUGUAGACA